Molecule: messenger RNA, 1500 nt
Organism: Penicillium cataractarum
Lineage: Eukaryota; Fungi; Ascomycota; Eurotiomycetes; Eurotiales; Aspergillaceae
Product: COP9 signalosome complex subunit 1
Exons: 4
Coding region: 1-1500 (499 amino acids)
Cellular component (GO): COP9 signalosome
Source: RefSeq, a predicted model, not a curated record
AUGGACACACUACCAGAUGCCUUCCCCUCUUCUACACAGGUCAAAUUCGCUGCCCCGUUUCCGUCAGGAGCUGCUGGCGCUUCCUCUCAAGGUCUACCGGGAGUGAUUGAAAAUCCGGAGCCUAUUGCUCGAAUCAAAGUUCAUGAUCCUCCCAAAUUCGACCUUGAAUCUUACAUUGCAAACUACGUCGGCCGGACCCGAUUCAAUCGCCUUUACCUUAUUGGAACCUCGUCCACAGUCCUCUCGACCGAAGCGCUGAAGCUUGCAGUGGCCGAAGCCAAGUCUGGGAAGGAUGUCUCGCAAUACGAAAAGGCAGUUCGUGCGCUGUCGGAAGUAGCACCGACCGAGGAGGAUGCUUCUCUCGACACGGCGUGGGUUCAUAAUGUCCAACGGCAGGUUCAAGCUCAAUCCGAAAGGUUGGAGCAGGAACUUCGGGGGUACAAGAAUAACUUGAUUAAGGAGAGCAUUCGGAUGGGCAACGAGGAUAUCGGAAACCAUUACUACGAGACCGGCGAUCUACUCGCUGCUUCGAAAGCAUACACCCGCAUGCGAGACUAUUGCACAACCCCGAACCACAUUGCCUCUAUGCUCUUCAAGCUUCUAAAUGUCUCCAUUGAACGUGGAGAUUGGCUUGCCGUCCAGUCCAAUGUGCACCGGCUGCGCAACGCUCAGUCCAAGCCCGAGGACCAGCUUAAGAAUCAGCCCAAGAUGGCCGCUGCUCUGGGUCUCGCGCAGAUGCACUCCGGUUCAUACCUCGACGCUGCCAACACCUUCCUGUCAACCGAUGUCAGCCUGGCUGACACCUUCAACGAGAUUAUCACGCCCAACGAUGUCGCCGUCUACGGAGGUCUGUGUGCGAUGGCAUCCAUGGACCGCGGGGAUCUACAGCGUCGUGUUCUAGAGAACAGCGCGUUCCGCAACUUCCUCGAACUCGAACCACAUAUCCGACGUGCGAUUGCAUUCUUCUGCAAUUCCAAGUUCCGCCCCUGCCUGGACAUCUUGGAAGCUUAUCGCACCGAUUACCUUCUCGAUAUUCACCUUCAACGUCACAUCUCCGAAAUCUACACCCUGAUCCGCACGAAAGCGAUCAAACAAUACCUAGUUCCUUUCAGCCGCGUCACUUUGACUUCCAUGGCCACAAUCUUUGCUCCCCAAGUGAUCGGCGGCGAAGCACAGCCUACUGGCGUGUCAUCCCCAUUCGUCCAGGAACUCAUUCAAAUGGUGAAGAAGGGCGUGCUGGAUGCUCGGAUUGACCUGGAGAAGGGAGUUCUGGUCUCGAACCAGACCGAUCUGAGGACGGAAGUCCAGAACAAGACCUUGGAGAGCCUGCGCUCUUUUAAUGAGGAGGCGCAUUUGCGUAUUCUCCGUGCCAGCGUACUUCAUGCCGGGCUGGAAGUGCGAGCUCCCGAGUCUGAGCGGCGGUCGCGAGGGAAUCCAGGGCCCAAUCUGAGAGGAAUGGGCAUGGCGGAGAGAUUUACUCGGGGUGGACUGCGCAGUUAA